UGAGGACCCUAAUCGUUCUCCUGUCUAGGUCUGGGCGCCCUGGCAGUAUCCCAGCCCACAUACAACCAUGACAUUUUCUUCAAACAUAAACUUCAUUCUGCAUCGGCCGUCGCGCAGAUUAUCAAGGGUCGCCUUAUCUGCUGCAUACAGCAGGGCGGAUAAGCGAAAGCAUGCUACUGCUGGCGCCUCCCUUCUUUCUUUUCCACCUUUUUCUCUUACUCCCAUCCCGACCCCCAUUACUAACCUUCCUUCUAUAAUUCCCAGCUUAAUUGACAGCAACCGAAGUGCUACUGGAGUAGAACCAUCUGCAGCCACCAUCCCACAGCACCUAUCGGACGCCUAUCGGCAAAAGUCUCUUAUAAGGCCACGCUGUCCCGUUUCCAUGGCGACAUUCAACGUCCGCACUCUAAGACAAACAGGUCAGCAGGCUGCACUCGCACGCACCUUGGACACACUGGGUGUUGAU
Messenger RNA from Dicrocoelium dendriticum, 466 nucleotides. Lineage: Eukaryota; Metazoa; Platyhelminthes; Trematoda; Plagiorchiida; Dicrocoeliidae. The record is from the annotation of a GenBank genome assembly.